Metarhizium acridum CQMa 102 is the source of this 1758-nucleotide messenger RNA. The record is from RefSeq and is a predicted model, not a curated record. Lineage: Eukaryota; Fungi; Ascomycota; Sordariomycetes; Hypocreales; Clavicipitaceae.
AUGGGUGCCUUCAUUCGCCAUGAGACACCUUACUGGAAAGAGGCAACCUUUUACCAAGUCUAUCCAGCUUCCUUCAAGGACUCCAACAAUGACGGUUGGGGAGACCUUCCCGGUCUCAUCUCCAAGCUGAACUACAUCCGCGAUCUAGGCGUUGAUGUAAUUUGGGUUUCGCCCAUUUUCGAGUCGCCCCAGAAGGACAUGGGAUAUGAUGUUUCCGACUACCAGGCCAUCUACGCACCCUACGGCACGGAACUGAAAGUCAUCCUAGACCUGGUGGUUAACCAUACCUCGUCUGAGCACCCGUGGUUCAAAGAAUCGCGGUCAUCAAGAAACAACCCCAAGCGAGACUGGUACAUCUGGAAACCGGCGCGGUACGACAAGAAUGGUAUCAGACACCCUCCUACCAAUUGGCGAGGGUACUUUGCGAGCUCAACCUGGACAUGGGACGAGACAACGCAGGAGUACUACCUCCAUUUGUAUGCCGCCGACCAGCCAGACCUCAACUGGGAAAAUAAAGAAUGUCGAGAGGCCAUCUACGAAGAAACUAUGCGCUUUUGGCUUGAUCGCGGGGUUGACGGAUUCCGCAUCGACACGGUGAACAAGUACUCGAAGCGACAAGAUUAUGUCGAUGCGCCGAUUACAGAUGCUGAUUCUGAGCACCAACCGGCCCCGGAGAUGUGGUGUAAUGGCCCUAGAAUACACGAGUUCAUCAACGAGAUGAACCGCAAAGUAUUGGCUCCGUACAAUGCCGUCUCUGUGGGAGAGCUAUCCUUGACUCCGCACCCGUCUCAGGUUGUCCCAUAUGUGUCUGCCGCGGCUAAAGAACUCGAUAUGGUUUUUGAGUUUUCCGUGAUUCGUCUUGGAACGGGGGACGGUUUCGGGGCAAAAUAUAUUUACAACCCGUACCCUCUCACCAAGCUCAAGGACCUCACACAAACAUGGCAGUCGUUUGUUGAAGGAACAGACGCUUGGGUAACUGCCUUUAUAGAAAACCAUGACAACGGCCGAGCCAUAUCGCGAUUUGGAAAUGCUUCCACUCGCGAAAAGUGGCUGUCGUCUGGCAAGACUAUUGCUCUAUGGCAAGCUACCCUCACCGGGUCGCUCUUCAUAUACCAGGGGCAAGAGAUUGGCAUGGUGAAUAUGCCAAGGACCUGGGGCAUAGAGGAGUACAAGGAUAUCGAAAGCCGCAACUUUUACGCCGAGGCAGCUGCGUCAGGUAGUGACGAGAGGGUGCGAGACACAAUGAAGGGUCUGCAGAUUCUGGCAAGAGACCACUCGAGAAUCCCCUUUCAAUGGGACAGCUCACCCCAUGCUGGAUUCACCGACAACGGAAAGCCUUGGAUGCGAGUGCACGACAAUUACCAGUCCGUCAAUGCCUCGCAGCAAAUUGAAGACCCGGAGUCGAUACUAAACUUUUACAAGGCCGUCUUGAACAUGAGGAAGGAGUAUUGUGAUGUCUUCAUCCACGGAUCCUUCAAGCUGAUUGACGCAGAAGACGAGAAGAUUUUCGCAUAUGUUAAAACAUCUAGCAAGCGGGUCAAUGAGCGCGGCCAAUUGGCAAAGGCAGUCGUGGUGCUGAAUAUGAGCGACGGAGAACACGAGUGUCCGAAUCUAACAAAGUCGCUGAAGGGCAGCGAGGACGACUGGCGGUGUUUGAUCAGUACCGAAACAGGUAUUGCGGGGAGCAAGGCGGAUAGAUGCUCAUUGAUCGGUGCUUGGCAUGGGCGCGUGUAUGUCAAUUUUAGCAAUUAUCAAUAA